Sitodiplosis mosellana (orange wheat blossom midge) is the source of this 1262-nucleotide messenger RNA. RefSeq names its product stomatin-like protein 2, mitochondrial (gene Stoml2). The coding region runs from base 156 to 1217 and encodes 353 amino acids. NCBI's taxonomy places the organism in Eukaryota, Metazoa, Arthropoda, Insecta, Diptera, Cecidomyiidae. The transcript has 7 exons. Gene Ontology annotation, cellular component: membrane. The record is from RefSeq and is a predicted model, not a curated record.
AAGUGUUCUUAUUUUGAAUUUAGUGUUUUUUUUUCAAAGAGAAAUGUCAAAUGGAAUAUGUUCUGACGUUUCAAAGCAGUACAUAGCUGUACCGGGAUAACCAUUCACGUUUUGGUGUUUAAAGAUUUCGUAAACCUAUCGAAAAUAAAUCAAAAAUGUUACGUUCAAUACUGACAAGAUCUAUGGCCACUUAUAGACGACCACUCUCUGUUAGCCAUCUCCCUUUGGUUGAACAAUUCCAAUCAAGUCCCGAAUAUACCGUGAGGCACAGAACAUCUACACCGCUUAAUACCAUAAUAAUGUUUGUGCCACAGCAAGAAGCUUGGAUUGUCGAGCGGAUGGGAAAAUUUAAUCGAAUCCUGGAUCCAGGAUUAAACGUCCUUAUGCCGUUUGUUGAUCGUGUCAAAUACGUUCAAAGUUUGAAAGAAAUCGCAAUUGAUGUGCCCAAGCAGAGUGCUAUCACCGUAGACAACGUCACUCUAGGCAUUGAUGGUGUUCUAUACUUACGUAUUGUUGAUCCAUAUCUUGCGUCCUAUGGUGUUGAAGAUCCAGAAUUUGCAAUUACACAACUGGCACAAACAACUAUGCGAUCAGAAUUGGGAAAAAUGACACUGGACAAAGUGUUUCGUGAGCGGGAAUCGUUGAACGUAUCGAUCGUCGAUGCUAUAAACAAAGCUAGUGAAGCGUGGGGUAUAACAUGUCUUCGAUACGAGAUUCGGGAUAUAAAACUACCAUCAAGAGUGCAUGAAGCAAUGCAAAUGCAAGUAGAAGCCGAGCGUAAAAAACGAGCUGCAAUUCUUGAAUCAGAAGGUAUUCGUGAUGCUGAAAUUAAUGUGGCUGAAGGUAAACGGCAGGCCCAAAUACUUGCCUCAGAAGCUCAAAAGUUAGAACAAAUAAAUCAUGCGACUGGUGAAGCCGCAGGCAUGAUCAAAGUUGCCGAAGCCCGAGCUGUUGGAUUGACUGUUAUUUCAAAGGCAUUAUCACAGAAUUACGGGAGCAAUGCUGCCUCUUUAACAAUCGCUGAGCAAUACGUGAAUGCAUUCAAUCAAUUAGCUCGCACAAAUAACACAUUGAUCUUGCCUUCGAAUGCUGGCGAUAUUUCAUCGCUAGUGGGACAAGCCAUGUCCAUAUAUAAAACAAUCGCAAAGGAACAAGGUAGUGAAACUCCAGACAGCAACAGCACUUUAAACGAUAAAACACAAACACAGCAACAAUAACCAUAAAACAAAACAAAUCCACAAUAAAGAAGUGAUUAAAAACAC